UGUUCUAAACAGUUCCGACAACUGCGUGCAUUCUCUAUACUUUGAUCUAAUGUGAGAUUGGAAAACCAUUUAAUUUGAAGGCUUCAAUUCCUAACAUACGUGUUCCAAUGAUCUGUAGCUGUUUGUGAUUAUACCCAAUAUCAGCCUCAAAGCAAAGCAGUAGUUCUCGUUAAUAGUCUGAUUUCAUCAGUCAAUGACCACAGAUCUUUGUCAUUUUCAGAAACAGCAGUUUGUUGGCCAACUAGCAUUUCACAGCUCAAGCUCGUCACGGCUUCCUGUGUGGUGCACAGUUUCUCAGUUUGAUCAGGAGGAGUGCACGCUUAACAGACUCUUCUGCUUUUCCACCUGCAACAAACUGCACAUAUGCUCCAUUCCAGUGCUAACCGCUGAAUGUGUUCUUAACUAGGCAACUAAAUCAAGAGCAAGAAGCAGAUUCAGUAAUCCAAAAAUGUCGAACCCAGUGGUCACCCAUCAACCAGGUGCAGGCGGCUAUGGGACAAAUGUCCAAACAGGAGAGUGGAGCACGGGCCUGUGCUCCUGCUGCAGUGACUUGUUUGUCUGUGCUCUUGGUUGCUGCUGUCCACUUGCAUUGAGCUGCUACACAGCAAAUAAGUAUGGAGAAAACUGCUGCUUGGGUUGUGUGCCAGGAGGUUCCACAGCCAUUAGGACUCACAUGAGACUGACUUAUGGUAUUCAGGGAACCAUAACAAAUGAUGCCUUGAUGACCUUUUUCUGCGGAUUGUGUGAGAUGUGCAGGAUGGCGCGAGAAAUACGCAUCAGAAAUGGAGACAUUUCAUCUUAAGAAGGCAUAAAGGAUUCUGGUCCACGGUAUUUUCUGUUUGUUGAUGAUGUCCAGCUAUUGUGGAAGGAAUUUGUUCAUUCUUGAAGCAGGCCUAGCUUUCGUGCAUGCAACAAAGAAUGAGCAGCUUAUUAAUUAUGCAAUUCAGUGUAUUAGAUGUUAUAUUUUACCUGUAACCUUAUACGUACCAGUCUGUUUGACAGUGUUAGUACUAUCUGCAUUACUGUAAAUAAACUGCAUUUUUCACACUCACAACAUGAUUAAUUACAUUUAAGCAUGAACCAUUUUGUACAACAUUGUCAAUAAAAAAAAUAGAUUGUU
Perca flavescens (yellow perch) is the source of this 1120-nucleotide messenger RNA. Its product is annotated as cornifelin homolog. Lineage: Eukaryota; Metazoa; Chordata; Actinopteri; Perciformes; Percidae. The record is from RefSeq and is a predicted model, not a curated record. The transcript has 4 exons. The coding region runs from base 449 to 802 and encodes 117 amino acids.